AAUCCUGUCAAUGGGAUCAAAAAUGAUUUAUGUGGGGAUGGAACGUCAAUGACUGCUGAGACAUAUGAUAUCCUGAAUUUUAAAUCAUCACCUGGUUAUGAUUGGACUCAGGUUAAAGUUGGAGAAGUGAUUCCUCAUAAAAAAGAGUUAAGCAUUAAUGAAGAAGACAUAGAUUGGCCAGAAGAUUUCCCUCAGAUUCCAAGUUCUAAAUGCAGUGUGACCUGUGGCCCUGGCUUCAGGAAGCAAUCUCUUGAAGGUCAGCCCAUCUGUUGCUUUGACUGUAUCCUAUGUCCUGAUGGGAAGAUUUCCAAUAAAACAGAUACAGAACAAUGUAUGCAAUGCCCUGAAGAUCAGUACCCAAGCAAGGAGAAAGAUAGAUGCUUCCUCAAGACAGUGACUUAUCUGGCUUAUGAAGAGACUCUGGGAAUAAUUCUGACCUUGGCAGCUCUCUGCUUAUCCAUCCUCACAACCUUUGUCCUUGGAGUAUUUGUGAUGCACAGAGACACCCCCAUAGUUAAAGCCAAUAAUCGCAGUCUUAGCUACAUUCUACUCACUUCUCUCACCCUUUGUUUCCUUUCUUCCUUACUCUUCAUUGGUCAUCCUACACCAGCCAUCUGCCUCUUAAGACAAACCACAUUUGCCAUUGUGUUCACAGUGGCUAUUGCUUCCAUCUUGGCCAAAACCAUCACUGUGGUUCUGGCCUUUAGGGCCACUAAGCCAGGUAGCAAGCUCAGGAGGUGGUUGGGAGCAUCAGUAUCUUAUUUCCUCAUUUUCAUUUGUACCCUUAUCCAGAUGUGCAUCUGUGGCAUCUGGCUGGGAACAUAUCCCCCAUUCCUUGAAAUGGAUACACACUCUGAGACUUCCAACAUUGUCAUUAAGUGUAAUGAGGGUUCCCUUGUUUCCUUCUACUGUGUUCUUGGCUACAUGGGCUUCCUGGCCUUGGUUAGCUUUACAUUGGCUUUCCUGGCCAGGAAUCUACCAGAUACUUUCAAUGAAGCCAAGCACCUGACAUUCAGCAUGCUGGUGUUUUGCAGUGUCUGGAUUUCCUUCUUGCCCACAUAUCAGAGCACCAAAGGGAAGGCCAUGGUGGCCAUGGAGAUCUUUUCCAUCUUGGUCUCCAGUGCUGGGAUUCUCACCUGUAUCUUUGCUCCCAAAUGCUAUGUGAUCCUUCUGAGGGCAGACAGAAAUACCCUGGAGAUACUGAAAAACAAAGCUAAUCCCUGA
Molecule: messenger RNA, 1224 nt
Organism: Gracilinanus agilis (Agile Gracile Mouse Opossum)
Lineage: Eukaryota; Metazoa; Chordata; Mammalia; Didelphimorphia; Didelphidae
Product: vomeronasal type-2 receptor 26-like
Exons: 3
Biological process (GO): G protein-coupled receptor signaling pathway
Cellular component (GO): membrane
Molecular function (GO): G protein-coupled receptor activity
Source: RefSeq, a predicted model, not a curated record